Molecule: messenger RNA, 2301 nt
Organism: Spirometra erinaceieuropaei
Lineage: Eukaryota; Metazoa; Platyhelminthes; Cestoda; Diphyllobothriidea; Diphyllobothriidae
Source: the annotation of a GenBank genome assembly
AUGAAACCCAUCGAACGAGAUGAAUCAAGCGGAGAAGUCUCUGACAGCGGAGACGAGUGCUUUGUCAAAGUAGCCCGUACAGGUUCGAUGCCGCCUUCUAGAAAUACGCUUUCCCAGAUACUUGUUCUGCUCCUAGCCAAAAAAGGGCACGAAAUGCGGUUUGGAAGUCUGUUGUCAUUGAGAGUACACUCAAUGAGGCCCUUACCAGAACAGAUGUGAAAUCGGUACGUCUUAUUUCCACACACGUCUCUUAACGCACACGAUAGGCUACAGCUCUCUCAAUCGAGCGCGACGUCGAGAGCUAUUUUAUUGAAGAUGCCGAGCCCCAGCCCGCACCCGAACUCGAAAUUGAUGGAAAUAGAAGGUUAAGUUCCUAUUUUCAUUACUUUUUUUAAGAAAAUCUGCGAAAGAUCGACUUUCCGCUAGAGAAUACAAUAAAAGUAUCCCCAGAACUCACCUAGGAGUCGAUUUCAACAGCCCGGGACCCGAAGUUGUUGAAGCUAUUGCCAAAUGCCUAAAUGAAGAUAAAAUUGAUAUAAUAGGUUGGCCUUAUUGUCAGAAUUCGCUUAUUUUCCUCUUUUAGAUCGAGUAGUCGAAACUCUGGGGACCAAGCGUGCCCUUAGUUUUUGCUACUUAGCAGAAGAUAUUGAAAAUCGAGGUGGCUUCUUCGUUGCAGUAAGUGCAUUUUUCCGAUCCUUUACUGGAGCCCGAGGGAGAACCCUUUCGACAGCCUUUGUCUCAUUGCCUUGUACUGGCUGUUGUCAAAAUCCACAUUCUGGGUCCUCUUUCCCGGCUUUCUCCCAAAACUGAUUAUAUUCUCCAGAGAAAAUUAUUUCGAAUUCUUAUUCCUUAAGGCCUGGAUUUUGCCACUUAACAGAACAGUAGUCUUUUAUUCCUCAAGAGGAGGGUGUCUGGCAAGUAGGCAGGCCCUGUAAUCCCCGUUUUCUUCAGGGCCAGUAAAGUUUGAUAUUGGUCGCCUAUGUAGAAGCACGUUGAUUGCAUGAAAUUCAACUAUGUACCCAUUUAUGUAACAAAGCAGUGAGCGCCACCUUUCUGGAGCCUUUUUGGACUGUUUUUGACUUUCGUAUAACUCGUUUAUUUCACUGAUGCUGACAUUUUACUAUUCGAAAUGUUCCAUAUUGUAGCCCUGGCUGAUGCUUUGCUGCGCCUCCAUUUGCAUAAGCACUUGUGAAGAGAAACUUCAGCAUUUCGUCGUUUUUGCAUCUAACGCUGCGCUUCUAAACUGUACUCCCAAUGCCGUCCUUUUGGGUCCUUGUUAGGAUGGGUCUCGUCGUCGAACUCCGGGUGGUGUCUUUCUCACACUUAUUCGUCGCUCCGAUGAGGUCACAAAGCAGGAGAAGAAAACCAUCUUCAAGGAGACGGACCAAGAAAAACUACAGAGAAAAAAGUAAAACAGUUUUUUUGCAUUAGUAUACGAUGUGCUUACGCUGGAGAGAGAGAGAUUAGAGGGAAGUGAAUCAAAGGCUGGUUCCUACUUGUUGAUCAACCGUAGCCCACCGAAUUUUUUCUAUGUCAUACGCCUCUUCAACUUAAACAAUGAGUGAGACACGAAUGCUUUGUGUGGACAAAUAAGACGGAAAGUGCCUCAUGUGGCUUCUCGGUACUGGCGGUAGUCAAUAACAUCUCGACCGCCGCAUGGAUCCAGCGAUUUAACAGUAGACUAUCCGACUGCUAUAUAGCCGGAUAUCCGGCUUCCCUAUCACACUUAACCAGUCCGGAGUCUGACAACACCCUUCAAUGACCGCGGCAAGUAAACAGCGCUUUUGUCGCCUUCGACGUCUGUACGUCUACUUUGCGUGGAAGGGCACAAAGCACGAUGCCUAUGCCCCUUAAUCUAUUCUCUGCUGCAGUGGUUUGCCACGCCUCUAGCUCUGGGAGUUUUUGUUUGUCAUUGUUAAUGUUGGAUCUGUUGUAUGGUUGAAAACUGUGUGUGUGGAAAUUUCUGCACGCGUUUGACGAACCAUUCGACUGGGUGUCUUCUAGGUUCCCAUCCAACUUGAAAAUGCCAGUAAGUCGUCUCGCACUAGUCUCCAUAUAGCGCUCACCAUCUUGGCGACGUCGGCAAGCUUUCCUGAAUACAGAUUAUUUCCGUUUUGCCUCUUACUGACUGACCGUCUUUUCGUUGUCAGGCUUCAUAAAGCGGAGAAACGGCGCCUAAAACGGAAAGCUAACGCGGAUCUCGUUUCGCUAUCCCCAAAGCCUUUAGCUCAGCCCGAUGAGGAAGCGAUACUGGACAACAUUCCCUCGCCCGAUGUGCACAUCGAACCUCCUGACGCCUAA